AUGGAUUUUUUCACAAGAACUGGUUCCUCUGACAAGAAGAAAAAGGGUGAAAAAGCCAAGUCCAAGAAAGGUUCUUCAAAGGAUCAAGGAAGUGCUGAAGGGAUCGCCAGCUUCUUGCAGUCUCUCGGAAACUCAAUUUCUGGUUCUGUCGGAAAUGGAUCGAUACGGGCCAAAAGCAUCAACAAGAACCAGGAGGCGAGCAGAGCAAGCACCAAGUCCAAGCGAGGAGCCAAGAGCAAAGUGGCUCGAAGUGGGAUCGUGGCCAAGAGCGGGAUAAACGCGGGCAAUCAAUUCAGCAGGGAGAAUGUGCUUAUGGAAUAUCGGUCGGCUACUCUAGGUACUCAGCUGACUGAGGCGCUUGCCGACGACACGCUGGCGGAUGUGACUUUCAUUGUCGGCCCCGAGAGAAAAGUAGUGAAGGGUUUGAGGAUUGUGAUUGCAGCAAGAAACAAGUUCUUCAAGAGCAUGCUCUAUGAAUCGAAGAUGGAAGAUGGAUCUUUGCAAGCCACGUUUGAGCUACCAAGCGCACACGCCGUUUCCUUUGACUUGAUGAUGAAGUUCAUCCAUGCCGGCGGCAUCUCGUGGGAGCCGCACCAGACUGUUCAGCUGCUGGAAGUUUCCAUCGACUUCCAAGUCGAGGAAUUGAUGAAGAAAUGCAUGGAGCUUGUCUCUGAAUCCAUGACGGACAAUCUUUCACUUGCAGAACUUACCAAGUUGAUUCAAAUACUUCUUCGAGGUGAGGGGUUCGAUGUGAAUCUGCAGCAUCCUAAGACGGGGACUUCUGCUCUUCACGUCGCCUCCCGUGAGGGAGGCGUUGAACUCGUGAUCGAUCUCCUUUCUCGAGGCGCCAACUUGAAUUGGACAGACAUUCAUGGAGCUACGGCCAUGCAUCUGGCGCGUAACGCAGAGGUCGCACAACUUCUGAUCAACGCCAAGGCGGAUGUGUUUGCAGCAGACAAAGGAGGCAACCCUCCUCUCGUCUACUCCAUCGUGCACAAGCGCAAGGAUGUUGCGGAGCUUCUUCUCGCUAUGAACUGCGGCGAAGCUCUCUUCCGGUCGGUACAGGAAAAGAACGACACCAUCAGCAGGAAGCUCAACAAGGGGCGGGUGACGCCCAUCACUGAGGUCAAGACAAGCCCGACGAUGGAGGCGCUGUUGAAAGUGAUCGAGCAAGAGGCAGAGCUCUACCCGCUGAUGAUCUCUCCUCCCUCCCUCAUCGAGGUCGCCCGCGCAGGAAGCACAUGGGGCACCAAGUCAGCGCUCGCGCGAGACGAGGACGUAAACCAACGAGACGACAGGGAAGCUGCCAAGCUUUCUCUACCAGGUUACACAGCCUUGCACUGGGCAGCAGCGAUGGGACAUUUCGGAGUGAUCCAGUGCCUUCUGUCUUCUGACGACAUCGAAAUCAAUCCUACCGACACAGAAGAGGAGGACGGCUACACGCCGCUGCAGCUCUGCAUCAAUUACAGACAGCGUCAGUGGGAGGCGUGCGCGGCGCUCAUGAGAGCCCAUGGAGCAAAGGAACGAGCAAGCUUUGAGUCUGACGAGGACGAGGACGAGGACGAGGAGAUGGAGGGAGCAAGCAUGAGCAAGACAAGCAUCAACAGAGGAAAGACAAGCGGAAGCUCUGCCCCCACCACCGCUUUUUUCUCUCGUGUCUUCAACAACAGAAUCACAUCUGCAGUCUCCAAGAUUGUCGCCCGCCCUUCGACCAGUGCCUCCAAGAAGUGGCAGAGUUCGAAGCGGCAGGGAGGGAGUCGCAAGGUGAGGUCCUCGCAUUCCUCUUCCAAGAAUUCCUCGAGGAAGUGA
This is a messenger RNA of Guillardia theta CCMP2712, 1809 nucleotides long. RefSeq lists its product as hypothetical. The coding region runs from base 1 to 1809 and encodes 602 amino acids. Gene Ontology annotation, molecular function: protein binding. Gene Ontology annotation, biological process: innate immune response. Gene Ontology annotation, cellular component: cytoplasm. NCBI's taxonomy places the organism in Eukaryota, Cryptophyceae, Pyrenomonadales, Geminigeraceae. The record is from RefSeq and is a predicted model, not a curated record. The transcript has 13 exons.